AUGAGGGUGCGCAUUCCCUUGGGGCACAUGCCGGGUGGGAGCCCUCCGGGUUCCCUGCUCGCUCCCACUCAGCGUAUACAGCGUGCGCCCCGUCUAGUAUUCAGCGCUGGAGCCGGGGGCAGGGCGCGGAGACUCCACCCUAGACUCGGGGAAGGCUCGAUCGAGCAGCGGUUGGAGCUGGCCCUGGAGGCAGCGCAGCGUCGGUCUGGGAAGGACCUGGGGACGAGGGAGCCGAGGGAGCCGCUAGUGCCCCCGGCCCUUGUUCCGGCGCCCCUCCCGGAGCCCGGCGGUUCUAGGGCGCACGGUCGGCCCUGCUCACCUCCUGCCCCUCCUCCAGGGCGGGGCUGGGGGUGGGGGGAGCUGCGGCUUCCGCGCGGCGGGUGCCAGGUCCUUAACCGGGUGGUCCACCGCCCGCUGACCGCGCUGCGGCAGAGAAAGAGCGAGACCAGGGACCGCCCCCGCGCCCGCCCGACGGCUUGGCGCAGCGUCGUAGGAGUUCGCGGCGCUGCUACUGCGCUGAGACCCCGGGGACUGAGCCCCGGCCCGCCCGAGCAACCCCAUGGCAGGCCAGGAGUGCGGGGGAGUGGCAUCACCAAGUGUCCCAGUCCUGGUGGUUCUCUGCCCCCAGAGCAGGUGGCCCUGGUGAUUGGGGGCAUCACUGGGGGGCUGCUGCUGCUGCUGCUGCUAACCAGGCUGAGCUGCUAUCUCUGGAAGAGGCUUUGUGCCACCUUCACCUACGAGGAGCUGCCUGGCACAACAGACUCGGUCACCACAGCUGCCUCCAGCAGACAGGGGGACAAGUUCUGCCAGCCGAGGGCCAGGACCCAGCUGAGCAGGCCACCAGAUGUGCCAUUUGUGGUGCCACCUUCCCUCCAAGGCUGGAACUGGAUGCCUCUGCACAGUGGAGAGUGGGUCCAGGCCGUACGAGACCCCUGCCCAGCCCUGGAGCUCCUGCCUCACCCUUCCUGCAGCAACCUCGCCCUCAGCCUCUCUGUUGCAGGGGUUUCAAGUAUGGUGGGGACAAUCAACCCAGAGCUGUACAAGUACCCUGAGGACAAAGGUGAGACUGAGUUCCCUGAGGGCUGCCUGGGGCGGCUGUGGUUCACGGUAGAGUACCAGCAGAAGGCCGAGCGGCUGCUGGUGGGGCUGAUCAAGGCUCAGCGGCUGCAAGCCCCCGCGGACACCUGCAGCCACCUGGUGAAAAUCCACUUGCUGCCCGAUGAGCGGCGCUUCCUGCAGUCGAAGACCAAGUGCAAAACCGCCAACCCACAGUUUGAUGAGCACUUCAUCUUCCAGGUGUCCAGUAAGAACGUCGUGCAGAGGGUGCUCAGGUUCUCUGUGUACCACGUGGACAGGCAGAGGAAGCACCAGCUCCUGGGCCAGGUACUGUUCCCCCUGAAGGAUGAGACCCUGGAGGGUGACUGCCGGCGCAUCAUCUGGAGGGACCUGGAGGCCGAGAACCUGGAGCCCCCCUCAGAGUUGGGUGACCUCCAGUUCUGCCUCAGCUACAACGACUACCUGACGCGCCUCACAGUGGUUGUGCUGCGGGCCAGGGGCCUCCGGAUCCAGGAGAACAGUGUUGUCAGUGUGUUUGUCGAGGUAUCUCUGAUGAAGCACAACAAGUUUGCCAAGUGCAAGAAGACUUCGGCUGUGCCAGGCUCUGCCCACCCUGUGUACAAUGAGACCUUCGGCUUCAAAGUUGAGCCCGCUGAGCUGGACACAGCCAGCCUAAGUCUGACUGUGCUGCAGAGCACAGGGAGCGACGAGAGCCACGAGCUGGGCCGCGUGGUGGUGGGCCCUUACAUGUAUGCCCGCCGCAAGGAGCUGGAACACUGGGAUGCGAUGGUCAGCAAGCCCAAGGAGCUGGUGAGGCGAUGGCACGCGCUUUCCCGCAGCCCCGAGCCCUGA
Loxodonta africana (African savanna elephant) is the source of this 1908-nucleotide messenger RNA. It is a transcript of the gene SYT15, whose product is annotated as synaptotagmin 15. Gene Ontology annotation, cellular component: plasma membrane; exocytic vesicle. Lineage: Eukaryota; Metazoa; Chordata; Mammalia; Proboscidea; Elephantidae. Gene Ontology annotation, biological process: regulation of calcium ion-dependent exocytosis; cellular response to calcium ion; calcium ion-regulated exocytosis of neurotransmitter. The record is from RefSeq and is a predicted model, not a curated record. Gene Ontology annotation, molecular function: phosphatidylserine binding; syntaxin binding; calcium ion binding. Bases 1 to 1908 code for a protein of 635 amino acids. The transcript is spliced from 9 exons.